AUGCAUGGAUUUCCAGGACUGGUGGGUGGGAUCGCUCUGGCCUUGAAAAGUCCAGUGGCGAAUGCGGCGAAAUGGCUAGGCGAUGUGAAACCCCAACCGUGCGCUCCCCUGAUCCAACCACACUCACCGAACCUGAUCCAGCCUUCCGAGCCUGCUCGGCUGCUCUGGUCCUCCGCCCGGCUGCCCGCAGCGGCAGCGGCUGCUGGCGGCGGUAGUGCUGCACCGGUCGUGCAGCGAGGAAUCCUAAGGCCGUUUGGAAGUUUCAAGGUGCCCGAAAAGCUGCCCGCAGCAGCACACGGGUGUGGCAGUGCUGCUAAUGUCAUGCUGAAAGGAGUGGGAGUGGGAGUGGGAGAAGAUUCAGGGGCCUUUUGGCAGAUUCAGGAGGUUCAGGAGGGGUUUACGCUGCAGCUGUCCGCCCCACUCUCCUCCUCCUCUCUUUCUUCCUCCUCUUCCUCUCUUUCCUCGACCUCGUCGUCCUCCUCCUCCUCCUCCUCCUCCUCCUCCUCCUCCUCCUCCUCCUCCUCCUCCUCCUCCUCCUCCUCCUCCUCCUCCUCCUCCUCCUCCUCCUCCCCACCACCCUCCUCCUCUCCAACCCGCUCUCGCCCUUCCCCCAUGCCCAUGCCACCGCUGCCAUCCCUCCUCCCCACGGACCAGCAGCAGCGGGUGGGCAGUGGGCCGGCGUUCAUGGGCAAUGUGUUUCUCGUGGCGGACCCCUCCAAGCGGGGCAUGCUGGGCGUCAAGGUCGAGCCGUCCCCCUUCACAGGGAUGGGGGAAUGGGUGGGGCAGCAGCAGCAGAAGCUCACAGGACCCCUCCAAGAGGGGCAUGCUGGGCGUCAAGGUCGAGCCGUCCCCCUUCACAGGGAUGGGCGAGUGGGUGGGGCAGCAGCAACAACAGCUGCAAGGCUGAGUGGUUGGGAUGGUUGCGGUGUGGUUCGCGUGUUUGUGCUGGGCACUGCAGCACGCUACCUGCGACGCCUGCAGCUGUACCCGUUCGCUCCAGACGAGGUGAAAGCCAGCACGAUCGGAUUCUGCCCUCUAGAAGUCGCCUAUCGGUUCUUCAAGUUCCGCCACCCGCUUUUUUCCUUCGUGCCGGACGAGAGUCAGGUGCGGGCGGCACGGCAGUUACUGCGCCAGCUGGAGGGGCGGCAAGCGGCGGAGCGAUUCCAUGGAGUGCCGGUGUUCAGUGCAGCGAAUCUGACCAUUGCUGUGCCGUCCAAGGGCGGCCAGCUGAGGUGGUACCGCCCUUACUUUUUCAACAAGAAGCAGCUGGAUAAACUGCUGGCGUCGAGUGUGGAGCAAUACUUCAUGGGACUCAUGCGCGCGAGGAGGGCAGCGAGACAAGCACAGAUUGCGGCAGUGGAUGGCGCAGGGGCAGGAGGAGGGGGGGGAGGAGCAGAGGAGGAGGAUCCGUUUGACUCCUUCCCAGACCCGCACGAGUUUGCGGACGAUGGCAUGUUCCCAGACCCGCCAGAGAUGCAGGAGUUCGCCCAGGAGUUGGGUCCCAUGCUCGGCUCCUUCCCCUCCGCCUCCCUCGGUUCUUCCUCCCCCGGGUCAACCCUGCCGCUGCUGCGAGACGCUGAGAUGGUGGUGCAGGAGUGCAUGGAUCGGGUGCUGCUGAGCAGUCAAUGGGGGAGGAAACUAGCUGGUUUGGAGCCUUCUUUUACCGUCAUUGUGGAUUCGUUUGAACGAAGGGUGGAGGAGGCAGAGGCGGUGGUGGAUGCGGAGAUCAAGGCUUUCGUUAGCUCUGCCAUCACCAGCCUCCUGAAGAAAUGCGAUCUGCUGCCGCAACAGCUCUCCACCGCACCUCACAAGGGGAAAGCAGAGGACAAAGCGAAGGAAAGGGGAAUGGCAAAGGACAGCUUUUUAAAAAGCGAGAGGAAGGGGGAUUCAGAGCAGGCGCUGUCAGUGCAGCAGCAGCAACAGGAGCAGGUGCAGCAGAACCGGCAGCAGCAGCAGGUGAAGGAGGAAAGGGGUUUGUCAGAAGCUGGUUCUUCCCUCUCCACUCGUCCCGCUGCCAGCACUGCCAGCACCACACUCCCUGGUGAUACUGUCACGCCCACAGUCCCUGAUACGAUCACAUCCCAAACCACUGAUACUGUCACAUCCGCUCCUCCUGAUACUGUCACGUCUGCUCACAGCAGCACGGCCAUCGAUAACAGCACACCCUCUACUACCACUGUCAUUGCUGCUACAGCAGCACCACCCACAGCCUCUCCUGCUUCUGAAACACCGCUUACAGGCACACGCAGCACAGUCACAGCUGCUGGGGGAAAGGGGGGAAAGGUGAAGGGGAGGGGGAGUGGGAGCAAGGAGGGCAGCAAGGAGGGGCAUGCCCUGGAAGGGGCUUUACUGGCUGGCCUGCUGCGAUUGAUGGGGGAGGAUGGUGCGGCUGACCUGCUGUACAAGGCAAUGGGAAUUGGUCGCACGAGCGGGGGUGGUGUUGGGGGAAAGGAAGGGGGUGGGAAUGGAAAGCGAAGGAUGGGAGAGGACGAGGCUUCUGAGCUGUUGGGUAAGGCUAUGGCCUUUUUAAACAGGGAUGGGGAUGAUGCUGGGAGGAAGAGUGGGGGUGAUGUUGGUGGAAAGUCUGGGAGUGAUGCUGGUGGGGAGAGUGGGAGUGUCACAGCGAAGAAUGGGAAUGAUAAAACCACUGACAGUGUGGAUGAGGGAAAUGGGAAGAGUAAGGAUGAUAAGGCGCAGUCAUUUGGGAGCCAUGACGGGGGCGAUACUGGGUUGAGUGGUAUAGUUGGGAAGGAUAAGGCAUUGAUAGGAAGUGGUACGGGAGCGAAUAGCAGUGGAGGAAUGAGCCCUGUUGACAGCAGCAUCGAUAAAACCGCAACCAGCAGUCUUGGUUCCAAUGUCAGCAGUAGCAGCAGCAUUAUCAGCAGCAGCAGUGCCAGCAGCAGCAGCAGCAGCAGCACCGUCACAGCUAAUGUCUCGGAUAAUGCAGAUCUGAGUAUGAGAGAGGGGAUCAAAGGAGCGGUCGAGAAAAAGCAAGAGGACGUGAAGGAGAUAGCAGCUGAGGAGAAGCAUCUUGUUCAGAGAGGUUUAGGUUCGAUUCCCAAGACUGCUGAUGAGGAUCCGGCACAGGAGAGCAUAAGGCAGGUGGUGAGUGCGAUACGGGGGAAGUUGGCUGCUGCUGUGGCUGAAGGGACACGUGGCAUGGCUGGAUUGGUGGAUUCUGCUAAGGAAGCGGUGGCAAGACUGGCCCGUCAAGAGGGUACGUCUUCAAACGAAGCUGCUUCAAACGAAUCUGCUUCAAAUGAAUCUGCAGAGGCUGUUGCAGGAAAAGCUUCUGUAGGGACAGGAGCUCGUGUUACAGGUGGGGUUGCUUCGGCAACAGAGCAUGGUCUUGCAGCUGGUGCAACAGAGCCUGUCAAGUCACAAGCGCAAUCGAGUGAAGCACAACUAGGGGCUGCAUCAUUGGCGGCUAAUCAGAGUGAUUCUCCUGCAGGAGUUGUGGUGCCAAAAUUUCCUGCAGCAACAGAAGGUGGAACGGCAGAACCUUCUGAAGUGGUUGCGUCUGAGGCAGAUGUCACAGCGAUGUCUGAAUCAGAGAUGAGAGAUGCUGAAGAGAGAGCUGCUGCUGCUGUCGCUGCUGCUUCUGCAGUUGCAGCUAUUGCUGCUGCAGCUGCUGCCAAUGCUGCUGCUUUGGCUCGGCCUGAACGUCUGCCUAUGUCCCAGCCGAAGCUAGCAAUCUUAGGGGUGACAGUACCGAAGCUGCAAGUCCGUUCCGAGGCUAAAGAUGGCGACAAGAAGGCCGAGAGUGAGGGUGGGAGUGAUGAAGGGAGUGAGAAUAGGAAAGGUGGAGGGAGUGAAAGUAAGAGUGAGGGAGGGAGUGAGAAAACAGGUUCUGAUGCUCUGGAGAAUGGUUCCACAACUGAGGGAAAGGUGGAGACAAUAAUUCCGCCAGCAAGUGGAGGGCCUAAUGGGAAAGCCUCAGUUGAGAACAUCAUUGCCACUGCUAAAGGACCUGUUGUGUCACCUGAUGUUGAGGUGGCAGCAGCAGCAGCAGCAGCAGAGGCAGCCGCACAAGCAGCAGCAGAGGCAGCAUUAGCAGGAGUGAAAGAAGCCAUUGCAAUCGCAUCAAGGGACUUUGAGGAGACUGUUCGCAGGGGUGGUGUUCCGGACGCGAGUCGGGACCCACUGUUCAUUGCAGAUAUAGGGGAGGACAGGGAGGAAGCUGGGUGGGGAGAUAGAUCAGAAUUUGGCCUCAAGCGUGCUGGAUAA
Molecule: messenger RNA, 4227 nt
Organism: Closterium sp. NIES-65
Lineage: Eukaryota; Viridiplantae; Streptophyta; Zygnematophyceae; Desmidiales; Closteriaceae
Source: the annotation of a GenBank genome assembly